Messenger RNA from Eimeria necatrix, 229 nucleotides. RefSeq lists its product as hypothetical. Lineage: Eukaryota; Apicomplexa; Conoidasida; Eucoccidiorida; Eimeriidae. The record is from RefSeq and is a predicted model, not a curated record. The transcript is spliced from 2 exons. The annotation marks the transcript as partial.
GUAUGAGUUUAAUGACUCUUGUGUCACUGCUGUUCACGAAGACAAGUGCCACUCAGCCGACGCCUAUAUGCUCACCUACGAGCUCCGCUCCAGCCGCGAAGACUCAAUGCGCAGAAUAGCCAAAGUCAAAGCAGCAAACAGAAUUCCCCCACACCCCAGUGAGCAGCAGCAGCAGCAGCAGCAGCAGCAGCAGCAGCAGCAGCCCCCCGUGCGCCCCUGGGUCAUGUAG